AUGACGAACAUCUCAUUAGUAGGAGACGUUCCUCGACCAUCUCCUGGAAUCGCUUCUGAACAAAGCGAAAUUCUAUCCAAACGAUAUUUGAAAGCUGCUUUUGGUAGUCUAUGUAUCAUCGUACUGAUGGUAGCUCUCGAUGCCACCUCACUUGCAGUAGCACUACCGGUGAUCACGAAAGCACUAGAAGGCUCUGCUGUCGAGGCAUUCUGGAGCGGCACAUCAUUUCUUCUCGCGUCGACAAUCUUUCAACCAAUUCUUGGGUCGCUUUCUGACGUGUUCGGGAGGAAAUUGUUGAUUGAUCUUAGUCUCCUGCUGUUCUUGAUAGGUUCAGUCGUCAUUGCAACCUCUAGUUACUUUACAACAGUACUGAUAGGCCGCACGGUCCAAGGUGCAGGUGGGGGCGGUAUCAUAUGUGUAACGGCAUUGAUCGUCGUCGACAAGAUACCUCUUCAAGAGCGUGGAAACUGGCUUAGUUUGCUUGGUGCCGUGUUCUCGGUCGGUAAUGUCUCUGGCCCUUUGCUUGGUGGCGCGCUGGCAAAGGAAACUUUAUGGCGCUGGAUUUUCUGGAUUAACCUCCCUUUGAUUGGUAUUGGUGGGAUAUCAAUCGCGAUCUUCCUAAAAGUUCACAAAAGACCUGGCUCGUUUGUGAAAAAACUAAACGAGCUAGAUUGGGUUGGGAUGGGCCUCUUUCUUACCUCCACAACGGGUUUCCUUAUCCCGAUCAGCCGCGGUGGCAUCGAAUACCCGUGGAGUUCAUGGCAUACACUUAUACCCUUGCUUCUAUGUACUGCUGGGCUUGUAGCUUUAGCUAUACAUCAGGAAUACGUGGCGAAGAGACCCUUUAUUCAUACCGACGUUUUCAAAAACCGAUCUGCGGCGAUCAUCCUCCUGCUGACGGUACUGUAUGGUCUUAUUCUCUCAGCAGUUCUCUUCUAUCUGCCUUUGUAUUUCGAGGCGGUGAAGAACAUGUCCCCUAUCAUGGCUGGAGUAGCCAUCUUUCCAUGGACCUUGACUCUUGCUCCAUCCGCUAUGGUUACUGGUAUAGUCAUAUCAAAAACUAGAAGGUACAGAUGGGCAAACUGGCUGGGUUGGUGCUUCUCAGUGGUUGGCAUGAGCCUUCUCGUCUUACUUAAGGAAGAUACUCCAACUAUAGUAUGGAUUGUUGUAAGUCUUGUCGGCGGUGCUGGAAUGGGUACCUUGUAUCCAGCAAUGAUGCUUGGUGCUCAGGCAUCUUCAUCUGUGGAAAAUCAGGCUUACGCAACCAACAUUUUCACAUUCCUGAGAGCUCUUGGCCAGACUUUUGGAGUCACGAUUGGCGGAAUCGUCUUCCAAAGCAUGUUAGAAAGGAAAAUGUUGUCAAACCCGCUUCUAUCCGAAAGAGCUAGGGAGUAUUCCAAGGAUGCAGUUGGCUUGGUACAGAUUAUUAAAGCGAUGCCGGAUAUUGAGCUGAAGGUGCAGUUAAAAGAGAGUUUCGUUUACGCCCUAACGUAUAUCUGGGUUGUGGUGGCAGUUCUAUCAGGGGUCGCGCUUAUUGCGAGCCUUUUCAUCAAAGGCUACGAUAUAAAUAGUCCAUCUGAGCUGCAUCAGAGCACUGAAGGCAACUAG
Molecule: messenger RNA, 1608 nt
Organism: Bipolaris zeicola 26-R-13
Lineage: Eukaryota; Fungi; Ascomycota; Dothideomycetes; Pleosporales; Pleosporaceae
Exons: 4
Coding region: 1-1608 (535 amino acids)
Biological process (GO): transmembrane transport
Molecular function (GO): transmembrane transporter activity
Source: RefSeq, a predicted model, not a curated record